AUGGAAACAGCUUAUUUUUUUCCUCUGGGUUUUUCUACUCUCAGCUUCUCAUGGCCCAAAUAUGUGUGUGUCUUCCUUUCAGUGGUAUGGGGGUCCUGGUUUGACCAUGUGAAAGGCUGGUGGAAGAAGAAAGACAGUCACCCCGUCCUGUACAUUUUCUAUGAAGAUAUAAUGAAAGUAAGAUCUCUCCAACAGGAUCCAAAAUGUGAAAUUAGAAAGAUAAUGGAAUUCCUGGGGAAGAACCUAAAAGAAGAUGUUUUGGACAAAAUUGUCUAUAAUACAUCAUUUGAUAUAAUGAAAAAGAACCCUAUGACCAACUACUUAAAUGAAAUUACAAUGAAUCAUAAUCUCUCUCCAUUCUUAAGAAAAGGAAUCAUUGGAGAUUGGAAAACGCAGUUCACUGAAGCUCAGAACAAGCAAUUUAAUGAAUACUAUGAGAAAAAUAUGGCUGACACUUCAUUGUCAUUUUGCAUGGAACCCUAAAAAACACAGCAAGAGAAUAAAACCUAUUCUCUCACCAGCCUCUGUGAAGUGAAAGGGAAAUCUGUUUCCAAAUACCACUAAUGGUUUGUCUGACUCAGUGUAAGGGCUUUUAAACACCUUGAAUUUCUGAUCUGCUUUUUGGAUUACCCACAAUCUAACUUGUUAUAUAAUUAUUUUCCUUAGCAUUUUUCUCCCUUCUCCACAGA
Molecule: messenger RNA, 689 nt
Organism: Sapajus apella (tufted capuchin)
Lineage: Eukaryota; Metazoa; Chordata; Mammalia; Primates; Cebidae
Product: sulfotransferase 1C2A-like
Exons: 3
Coding region: 1-483 (160 amino acids)
Biological process (GO): sulfation
Cellular component (GO): cytoplasm
Molecular function (GO): sulfotransferase activity
Source: RefSeq, a predicted model, not a curated record